AUGUCUGGAGGUAUAAUCGAGGAAAAAGCUGUCCACGACGCUCUAGACGCUCUUCUACGUGCUAGAGAGCAUUCUGGUGUCGACGUUGCAACAAAUCCGUCUCUGAAGCGUUCCUAUCCUGACGACUCUGAGCCGAAUCCCGUGAAGAGGUGUAACAUCGACGGAGCCAUGGAUGCAAGCGGGAUGGUACAACAGAUGGGAUUCGGGACGACCUCAAUGAUUCCAACAGUUCCCGGUGCGGCAGAAACUGUUGUAGAAAUUAUCAGUGUUCCAGAGAACACUGUAGGCUUGGUAAUCGGUAGAGGUGGAUCUGAGAUCCAAAACAUCCAAAGUACAACAGGAUGUCGCGUGCAAAUGAGCCCAGAUGGUGACCCUGGGGCAGGCGUUCGUCAGUGCACACUUCAAGGGAGCAAGAUGGCGGUUGAAAGGGCAAAACAAAUGAUCACUGACGUCAUCACAAGGGCAGCAUCGCGGCCAUCAGCACAGAGCUUCGCUGCUCCAGAUGGACGUGCAAUCACCGUUGAGAUGAGUAUACCAGCCACUAAAUGCGGCCUUGUAAUUGGAAAGAUGGGCGAGACCAUAAAGCAACUUCAAGAACAAGCUGGUUGCAAAAUGGUAAUGAUACAAGAUUCACAAGAAGUUACAGGCCAAGCGAAGCCUUUACGUAUAACCGGUGAUCCAGAAAAAGUUGAGAUAGCAAAAAGACUUGUAACAGAUUUAAUCAAUUCUCGGGAAGACAAUGGGUCUAUACCGCGGCUUUAUUCCGAGCAAGCUACCGCAAAAGGAGAAGUCGUGGUCCCUCGAGCUAGUGUUGGAAUGAUUAUAGGGAAAGGAGGCGAAACUAUAAAAAGGCUUGCCAUGGAAACAGGAACUAAAAUCCAAUUCAAAGCCGAUGACGAUCCCACUUCACCCGAUCGUUGUGCCGUUAUCAUGGGUUCCAGAGAGCAAAUUUAUAAAGCUACCGAACUUAUCACCGAGUUAGUACACAAAAGCUGUAGCGGUUCAAUGAUGACUGGUCAGACAGAGGCAUUCUAUAUGCACGUUCCUUCCAACAAGACGGGUCUCGUUAUAGGUAAAGGAGGAGAGACUAUUAAGCAGAUUAAUGCGGAAAGUGGCGCCCACUGCGAAUUAUCCCGUGAUCCUCCACCGAAUCCCCAGGAAAAGGUAUUUAUUAUCCGUGGUACUCCAUAUCAAGUUCAUCAUGCACAACACAUCAUCCGUAUCAAGGUUGGCGACAUUGCUCCAGGCACGCCAGUGCCUCCAUUCACAGGUGCUGGCGCACCAAAUGGUAAUAACUUCAGUGUUUCCCAAUAUAAUGGACAGUACGGUGCUAGCCUAUGGAAUAAUACAUAUGGUCAACAAGCCGAUGCUGGAAAUGGCUGGGCAAGUCAGGCGGGACAGUACUAUACCGGAGCGGCGGCAAAUGCUCAAAAUUCCUAUGGGAACAUGCAAGGAUACACCUACGUGCCUCAAUCUGGCGCACAACCUGCGGCAACAUCGCAGAGUUCGAAUACAACGUCGUCCGGUCCUACUAUCAACCCGCAGACAGGACAGCCCGACUACUCCGCUCAGUGGGCGGAAUACUACAGGUCCAUGGGCCUUCACGAUCAAGCAGCGCUGAUCGAAGCUCAGAUGAAACAGAACGCAGCGCGCACUGCUGCUGCCUCGGCUAAUCCACCACCACCAGGAACCACGCCUACUCAAUCGACGUUCUCAAAUGCAGCGUAUCCGGCUACGUCUGCGGCUACCGCCACAUCACAGUACUCCGGCUAUUCAGGUGCACAAACGCAAAAUUUUCCCGCGACGGGGCAGUUUCAGUCCCAACAGCAGCAGUUUUAG
Necator americanus (New World hookworm) is the source of this 1839-nucleotide messenger RNA. RefSeq lists its product as uncharacterized. The transcript is spliced from 15 exons. Bases 1 to 1839 code for a protein of 612 amino acids. Gene Ontology annotation, cellular component: cytoplasm; nucleus. Gene Ontology annotation, molecular function: mRNA binding. Gene Ontology annotation, biological process: regulation of DNA-templated transcription; regulation of alternative mRNA splicing, via spliceosome; mRNA processing. NCBI's taxonomy places the organism in Eukaryota, Metazoa, Nematoda, Chromadorea, Rhabditida, Ancylostomatidae. The record is from RefSeq and is a predicted model, not a curated record.